AACUGGACCGGAAACAGCAUAAAUGACAAAUAAAUUAUGUUUGUUCCGUUGAAAACGUAAGAUACAUAGCCUGACAUCAUAGAAAAACAAACUGAAAUGGCCACGAGUCCUCCUAUACAGAGUCCGAAAACUGGUUCACCUAGUCCCAAUGACAGUCUUAAAAGAGAUGCGGCGAAAAAAGGAUGGAUGGGGACAUUGACUCGGCGGAAGAAAACAGACGAAGUGAAUGCAUUGGAAACAGAAGGGAAAAAUGCUAUUGACACCCCACUGUCACCUUCUGUUAUUGUACCCAACAGCUUUAAACUGGAGGAGACCGAAGAGAGGUCAAUGGUUGAACCAGCAUCAUUAGAAGAUCCAAAAGUUCAUGAAUUGAUGGAUAAUCUGGUGGAAUGGAUGAACAUCAUAUUGGCCGACAAAAGAAUAGUUAUUAAAGAGUUGGAGGAGGACUUGUAUGAUGGUCAGGUUCUAUCAAUAUUAAUGGAAAAAUUGGCAAAAAUAAAGUUUGAGUUCUCCGAAGUAACUCAGUCAGUUGGGGGACAGAUUGAAAAAUUGGAGAUCAUUUUAAAUAAAGUUGAUCAACUGCUGGGAAUCAAUAAGAAUGAAGCAAAAUGGAGUGCUAAAAAGAUACACAAAAAGGAUAUUGUCGCCAUUCUCCAUUUGUUGGUUAGUUUAAAAGAACACUUCUCUCCAAACGAUCCAAUCCCACCCGGAGUUUACAUGAAAGUCGUCGUUGUGCAGAAACAAGAUGGUCUCUUGAACAGUAGAAGAAUUAAUGUACAAAUCACCAAAGAUACAGAGGAAAUUGAAUUAGAAAAACAGCGACGUCGAGAAAGAGAUGCUUUCGACGCUCUUUUUGAGAAUGCGCCAGAAAAACUGAAUGUCGUUAAAAAGUCGUUACAAAAUUUUGUGAAUCGCCACCUUACGAAACUCAACCUCGAAGUUAACGACAUCGACACGCAGUUCCAUGACGGCGUUCAUCAUCUUUUGAUCGGUUUAUUGGAAGGAUAUUUUGUUCCUUUGUAUAAAUUCAAAGUGACGCCAUCAGGAUUUGAGGAAAAAGUUAAAAACGUUUCGUUUGCAUUCGAGCUAAUGGAUCUUUCGUCUGUUCCGUAUCCCAGAUGCUCUCCGGAAGAUAUCGUAACCAAAGACCUGAAAUCGACCCUGAGAAUUCUUUACGCUUUAUUUCAAAAAUACAAAAAUACUAAAUGAAUCCGACCAUUUAUAAAUAUAAAUUAGUUAUAAUUAUGGUUAAUGCGCUUGAAUUAGUUUUUUACGCUGACUCGAAUCGUAAGUUGAAAAAUAAAAUCAUAUAUAUUUGUCAA
Molecule: messenger RNA, 1322 nt
Organism: Xenia sp. Carnegie-2017
Lineage: Eukaryota; Metazoa; Cnidaria; Anthozoa; Malacalcyonacea; Xeniidae
Product: beta-parvin-like
Biological process (GO): cell projection assembly; establishment or maintenance of cell polarity; substrate adhesion-dependent cell spreading
Cellular component (GO): cytoplasm; actin cytoskeleton; focal adhesion
Molecular function (GO): actin binding
Source: RefSeq, a predicted model, not a curated record